This is a messenger RNA of Falco peregrinus (peregrine falcon), 1989 nucleotides long. It is a transcript of the gene MRPS30, whose product is annotated as mitochondrial ribosomal protein S30. Gene Ontology annotation, cellular component: mitochondrial large ribosomal subunit; ribosome; mitochondrion. Gene Ontology annotation, biological process: translation. The transcript has 5 exons. The record is from RefSeq and is a predicted model, not a curated record. Gene Ontology annotation, molecular function: structural constituent of ribosome. Bases 16 to 1554 code for a protein of 512 amino acids. Lineage: Eukaryota; Metazoa; Chordata; Aves; Falconiformes; Falconidae.
UCGCGUUGCCGGAACAUGAAGGGGUGGGGCCUUUCUGUUCCGGCAGCGCCCGCGCUCGCGCCCCGGCAGGAGCUUGCCGGUUGGAAGGCUGGCUCGUGCACGUGGUCCCUCGCGGCCAAUCAGCUUUCCCGGCCGCCGAACCCCGCCCUUUCCGCUCUCUCUCGGCGCUGCGAAAUGGCGGCGUUCAAGGGGCGGCGGUUGCUGCUGUGGCACGGCCGGUGCUGGUUCUCGCAGGCGGAGCCCCCCGUCCCACCGCAGCCCCCCGACUCGCUCUACCCGCCCAUAGUGGCUUCCGCCACGGCCAAAAGCAAAGCGGCCAAGCGGCGGCGCCUGGAGCAUUUCAAUCAGCAGGUGCACGCGGCGGCGUCGAUCGAGGAGAAGCUGCAGCUCUACGGGAAGCUGCAGCGGCCCAAGUACAUGGUUUACCCGCAGACCUUCGCCCUCAACGCCGACCGCUGGUACAGAAGCUUCACCAACACCGUGUUCGUGCCGGGGCUGCCCCCGAGAGCGGCGUCGGCAGCCGCCAAAGCCCCGGGAGCAGCGGCGCCGGAGGCCGCGAAGACACCGGCGGGUGCGGCACCUGAGGCCGCUAAAGCUCCGGAGCCGGGAACGGAGGCACCAGAGGCCGUGAAGGCUCCGGAGCCCGCGGUGGGAGCCAGGGCGCCGUACCUGGAUGUGGGCGAGCUGCGCUCCCUCGUCUGCGAUGCCCUCCUGCAGGAGAGCUUCUACCAGCAUAAGGAGCGGCCGUUCCUCUACCGCGAUCAGGAUCAUACUCCCGGCCCCUUCCUCACGCAGCUCGUUUCCACCCUCGCCGCUUUCCUGUCCACUCGCAACCCGCUGCUGGCCGCUUCCUCCCUGGAUCUGAAACCUGAAGUUAAUUAUUACUGGCAUCGUGGUGAGGAAGUUGUUGUCCGUGGAUAUCGAAAGGGUAGAGUUGAUCCUGUGCGAUUUCAGAUAGAUGAUAACCCGCACCUCCAGAUCCGUGUACCAAAGCAGCUUCCAGAGAUUGUACCAUUGGAGUCAGAUCUCGGAGAUGUUCCUGUUAUUGAUCACAAACCAUCCAAACUGCCGUUGUUCAAAAGGCAGUAUGAAAACAAGGUAUUUAUAGGAUCAAAGGUAGCAGAUCCAUGCUGUUACGGACAUACACAGUUUCAUCUUAUUCCUGAUAAACUAAAACGACAGAGGUUUAUAAGAGCAAAUCUUGAGGACCAGAUUGAAGUUCUUUAUCGAGCUAAUGGUAUUGCAAGUCUCUUUGCCUGGACAGCAGCACAAGCAAUGUAUCAAGGGUUCUGGAGUGAAGCAGAUGUGACCCGUCCUUUUGUAUCACAGGCAGUAGUGACUGAUGGAAAAUACUUCGCCUUUUUUUGUUACCAACUAAAUACUUUAGCACUAACAGCAGAAACUAUUCAAAAUAACCCUCGGAAGAAUAUCUGUUGGGGUACAGACAGUAAGCCAUUGUAUGAUGUUGUGGAAGAUGGUAGUGUGAAAGGCUUUAAUGAUGAAGUUCUAUUUAAUUUGGUUCGUUUUCUGUUAAACAGACCAAGAGAGUUGUAAAUCAUUAAAGUAUUCCUGUUGAUGUGCCUGAACUUCAUUGUAACUCCAUGAAGUAUGGGCUAGAAAAUGCCUUGUUCUAAAUCAAGUAUUUGUCUAGCAAACAACUAUAUACAUCUUUAUUGAUAUUUGGGCCUAAUUUUAAAUGUAUGAUACUGUACACUGAAAAAUAGAUGUUUAGAAUACCUUAAUAUCUUUCGUAUAUUUACUUUAAAGCGUAUUGCACUAAUUCAGAGUCAAGUGAAUACGUUCUUUUAGUGGAUCUAUAGCUCUAUGUUGAACUAUCACAGCAAAGUAUGAAUCCAUAUGACCAUCUGAUUAUGUUGCUGGGUAACUGCUGUCUUGAUAUUCAGCAGCAGUGAAAAAUUAAUUUUGUGUCUGAAAUCGGUUGUCUUAAAUGCUUACUUAUUCCAAUAAAAAGUGUUUCUUAAAAGUGAA